Molecule: messenger RNA, 516 nt
Organism: Oldenlandia corymbosa var. corymbosa
Lineage: Eukaryota; Viridiplantae; Streptophyta; Magnoliopsida; Gentianales; Rubiaceae
Source: the annotation of a GenBank genome assembly
AUGUCAACUGCAUCCUCACCGAAGAAGAUUAUCACCCUGAGAUCCUCCGACGGAGAGACGUUCCAGAUCGAGGAGUCAGCGGCGUGCGUAUCUCAGACGAUUAAACACAUGAUCGAGGACGACUGCGCCGACAACGUCAUCCCGCUUCCCAACGUCACGGGCCCAACUCUGGCCAGGGUCGUCACCUAUCUCAACCGCCACGGCCGAGACCCCGCCGCCGGACCAUCGUCCAAGGAGGAAGAAGAAGAUCUGAAAUCGUUCGACGCUGACUUCGGGAAUGUCGACCAGGCGAUUCUGUAUGACCUGAUGUUGGCCGGAAAUUAUUUGAGUAUCAACGGGUUGAUCGAACUGGUUGCCCAGAAAGUGGUAGACAUGAUCCACGGGAAGAGUCCGGAGCAAAUCCGGCAGUUAUUUGGCAUCAAGAACGAUUUCACUCCUGAAGUAGAGGCAGAGGUUCGGAGAGAAAAUGCCUGGGCUUAUGAAGAUCCUGAAGUACCUGGAGAAACUUCUGGCUAG